CACCGUGGGAAAAUAAGCCUUAAUUUCGACGAAAAGUGUUCGGGAAAAAAGCUUUAUUGGUAUAUUGGUUUUAGUUUAAUUUGCAUAGAUGUUCGUACUGCUCAAUAAAAUGAGACAGACAUGCAUAAAAUGAGCAGCAGGAAUUCUAGGAGGACAAAUUUUGUUUGACUACAAUGCACCUAAAGCAUGUGGAUUUUGUAGGCGUAUGCCUGUGUGCCGAAAUAAUGCUUUAAUUAUACAAAUUAUAUUCCAAGGUCUGCAGAGAUCGUACUGUUUCGGGAUUAGUAAAGAUAUAUAUAUUUUUUCUUUAAAACCACGUACGUUUUAUACGCAUGUCACUGUAUCGCUGCCUGGGUGUGUGCUGCUGGCACUGCACUGUAGCCGAGGGGACGGCCUUAAGUUUUCGCCGCACGGACACCGGCAGAUUCUUCCACAUCGAUCGGGAUGGAGCCGAAGCGGACGCCUACGGCGGAUCGCGUCGGCUUAAACAAAAAUGGGAGGAGAUCACGGGAGAGUACCGAGACCGACUGCCAAAAUGAACGAGACCGAGCAGCAGCUGCCCCUUACGGAGUACGAUUUCGAGCGACACUUUGACGAGAGAGUCGCUAUCCAGUGGAUGCAGCAAAACUGGAGGAAAUCCUUCGUGUUCUGCGGCCUCUACGCGGCUCUCGUCUUUGGGGGCCAGUACUUUAUGAGGCAGAGACCCAAGUUGGACCUACGGAAGCCCUUGGUGUUGUGGUCGCUCAGCCUUGCCAUCUUUAGCAUCAUCGGGGCUGUGCGGACCGGCUGGUACAUGCUGUACAUCCUGCACACCAGCGGCUUCAAGCAGUCCGUCUGCGACCAGGGCUUCUACAGUGCGCCGGUCAGCAAGUUCUGGGCCUACGCCUUUGUCGUGAGCAAGGCUCCUGAGCUAGGUGACACGGUGUUCAUCGUCCUACGAAAGCAGCGCCUCAUCUUCCUGCACUGGUACCACCACAUCACCGUCCUGCUCUACUCCUGGUACUCCUACAAGGACCAGGUGGCAGGUGGGGGCUGGUUCAUGACCAUGAACUACCUGGUGCACGCCUUCAUGUACAGUUACUACGCCGUGCGGGCGGCCGGCGUGCGUGUACCUCGCCCCCUCGCCAUGGUCAUCACCGCCAUCCAGAUCGCGCAGAUGGUCAUGGGGCUGGCCAUUAGCGCCCUGGUCUACCGCUGGAUGCAGGAAGACCAGUGCCCCUCCUACCUGGACAACAUUGUGUGGGCCACCCUCAUGUACCUCAGCUACUUACUUCUUUUCUCCUCCUUCUUUUACAAGUCCUACCUCAAGGGCAGGGGCAGUAAGGGGGGCAAAGAAGACUAAAGUCCGGUUGGGGGUGGGCGGGGGGGAUAUCAGGAGCUGGGGGUUUAGGGGUGAAGAUUUAGGGCAGGGUUCCCCAGUUCCAGUCCCGGAGGGCCAAUCUGCAUCUACUUAACCUGGUAAUUUGCUUAAGAUGUGUCUGAGGAGGGAAUCCUGCAAACUGUGAUGCAGACCGGCCCUCCAGGACCGGGACUGGGGAAUCCUGGUAUAGGGUACCACGCGACCAACCUGCUGCGAUGUGGGCUGCCCUCCACAUUCGCUAACAUUCUUGAUUUUCCCCAGAGUUGCUUUCUUGGGGCAGAACACGUCUCUUUCCAAAACAACGAAAGGACAACAAACAUGCAUGUCAAACCCAGGAGAAGAUGCGGACGGCCCAGGUCUCUUUGAUUACUCAUUCUGGUAUUCCGCGGAAGGUGGAUCAUGUGUUUCACGGUGAAUUCUGGGAUUGCUUGUGGUUUGUAGCCACAGGAUUAGGGAAGAAUGCCGGAUGUUAGCAGUCGGUCGUCGGACCAAGUUUCUUCUCGAUUGGGUUUAGGGCUCCUUCUUGUUGUCCCUCUGAAUUUGGCACGUGUCCACACCAAGUCUCGAGGCGUUGGUUCACCUCAGAAACACCUACAAGGGAUUUCAGCUUUGCUGAAGCAGUAGACGUCUUUCCAAGUACCAAGCUGAGAUCUUUCAGGCACAGGUAGGAGGAAUACAGGUUCGUGACACAGAAAUCGUAAGUGACACUGGUGUCACCGGUGAUAGAACAUCUUACCUCACAAGGAGCUUACUGGAACAUCUGAGAGUCACUGAGGGACACCAUUAGUUAGAGAGUGCAAUCAGAACCAUCCCUGAGCGUCAGUAUGUAGUUGUCCGAAACUCUCAAUUUAAUGUCAUGUUAGGAAUCCAGUCGGGGUUUUUUUUUUGCCAAUUCGCUCGAGGCAGGAAGCUGUAAAACUCAGUGCUGGGGGCAAAACUACAGGUAUUAGCUGAGGGCCUGAUCUCUGUUUCCAUCAGCCUGGUGCGACACACAAAGUGCUUCAUUAAAAGCAUUCAAGAGACGUGAGACUGCGUGAGUGCUGUCAGCUGAGGCAUCUGGCCAAACCGGCCCUGUGGAAGCCCAGCCUCUCAAGCCGUACCAGAGCGACGAUAAGGACAUCAUGUCACUGAAACCGACUUCCUCGUUCUAGCUGUUUCUCGAUCCUUAGUCACUCUCCUAUUGCGAAACCCUCAGCCAACCAAGGGCUCCUGGAAAAGUCUUGAUACCGCUGAGAGGGACCCAUCUCUAAUUACGCAAACCCAACGCGUAAUUACCUUCCAGUUUGAAAUGACACUUUUAUAUACCGCUAAACAGGCUGCGUUCUGAAUCUGCGAACAGCUAGCUGGAGAGAAGCAGAAAGUUUUCACAAUACGUGGAAUGUGUGGUUUUACGGUUAUCGUGUAAAAUUGGAUAAUGAGAAGUUAUUUAUUUUCUUAACUGCAUGGCAGCUGCAGAAAUAUUACAAGUAGCCCAAGACCUAUCGAUAUUUACAAGCAGUAUUGCAGAACAUUUUGUCUUUUAUACACCAGGUAAUGCUCUAUAUUUAUGUUAGACCAAAGCAAGGCUCUCAGGCAAGCUGAUCUUAUGGCACAAAAACAUCCGGAAAAUGGAGCUUUUAAUAACGGUGGUGGUGAUUUUCAACUCAAUGUUUGUUCAAAAUACAUUUAAACAAAAUGUGUAUUAUCAUAAGGAACAAGAAAUGAAAGAUGUUAUUUGAAAAACGGCGAUGGACAAAUCCGAGUUCCGUUGUGUGUCGUAGAUCCAUGGUGGAUAUGUCCGAGGGGACUAAAGCUGCUGUAACUUCAUUUAAGCCUGAUUCUGAGGUCAUUGAUUUUUGUUCUCAGACCACGCAGGCAAUAUUACUGGGAGCAGAUAAACUCGCGCUCCAAAUAUGAAUUCAUUAAUUUAAAAAAAAAAAAAACUCUUAAUUACAGUGGUCAGUCUCUUAUGAAAAACAUAGACUCUGUGUAAUACUCUGUAUCCACUCUGCAGUUCAUAGUGGAAACGGCAAUAUUUCCAUUGUGUUUGUGUUACAACGUCACUAUCGUUUUUUUAUUGGUUUAUCUAUGUAACUAUGUAACUAAGAUUUAUUUAUCUUCUUAAAAGUUCUGUUGCUUUACUUCCUACACAGGACAGUGGGCGCAAGAACAGCAGACGUAGCGAGGCAGAUAUACUCAUAGCGGUGGUAAGCUGCAGUUCAUAAGCACACCUAAGUAACAGAGAGGUCUGGUGUGUAGUUCGUGCUCGCUAAUGUCACUAUCCCAGGGUUAGGACGAUGACCGCAGAGCGCAUCAUCAGAUACCCAUCGGGAUAAACUUUUCGAGUAAAACCGUAAAACAACAUGGCAGGUCUCAUGUUGAUAUGCGCAUCAUGUCGCUGUGUGAUCUGAGUCCGUUACUUUGCGCCAGAUCGUGUCUGCAUAGCAUAACCUACUUUUUAACAUCAAUCAGUCCAUCCCAAACGCAAGGCGCGAAUUUAUAUUAAACCACGAAGUGUUCUUCGUUUGUGCCGGAGUUGACAAUGACGACCACGAUGGCACGUGUGUGUGUGUGUGUGUGUGUGUGUGUGUGUGUGUUGUUCGGCCAAAAACCCGUCCUUAAAUUAACACAGAUCGUGUGUGAUACAGCAUCAGCCAUAUAGGAGAAGAUGCAGCUUUAGCAGAGACGUUAAUGGUGACGUGACUGAUCCACCUCGUUCUCCGGGAGCGUCUCAUUGUUCAUCUGUAGCAACUGCAAAAACAAACAGUGUAGGGGUUUGUAGCAUAUUGCAGUCUUUAAAGAAAACAAACGUUUAAGGGCUUUGUGUUUAAAUGUUUUAAUAAAAGGACAUCACUUGACUGAAAA
Messenger RNA from Brienomyrus brachyistius, 4204 nucleotides. Its product is annotated as elongation of very long chain fatty acids protein 6-like. The transcript has 5 exons. Gene Ontology annotation, molecular function: fatty acid elongase activity. Gene Ontology annotation, cellular component: endoplasmic reticulum membrane; endoplasmic reticulum. Gene Ontology annotation, biological process: fatty acid elongation, monounsaturated fatty acid; fatty acid elongation, saturated fatty acid; sphingolipid biosynthetic process. Bases 494 to 1342 code for a protein of 282 amino acids. NCBI's taxonomy places the organism in Eukaryota, Metazoa, Chordata, Actinopteri, Osteoglossiformes, Mormyridae. The record is from RefSeq and is a predicted model, not a curated record.